GUGAUUGGUAAUUAAUUUGUUUUGUUUGUAAUUUCAUAGCAUAGCACAUCGCAAGACGUUUUCCGCACAGUUUUUCCGCGACCUUGUCUAUGUGUCACAGUCACAGGAAAUAAAUAAUAGUUCACUGCUGACUUGCUGAGCUCGAGCUGUAAUCAGUCAUUGAUAUUUAAUCACGCGUUCCUAGUUCCUAUGAAGAAACCAAUUUCCUAAGAAUGUCCAAUGAGGGAAACCUAGAAGUGGACGUGAUGUACGGCCUAAAAACAGUUCUAUCUCAAAUUGAAGCCGCAGUCGCCAGGAGGAGUAAAGAUUUACCUCAAGUGUCACCAAGACUAGUGGCUGUAUCAAAAAUUAAACCGGUUCCCGUAAUAGUUGAGGCAUAUGAAGCGGGACAGAGACAUUUUGGUGAAAAUUAUGUAAACGAACUGGCAGAUAAAGCAAGUGACCCAAUUAUCCUUGCAAAAUGCAAAGAUAUCAAAUGGCAUUUCAUAGGUCAUCUACAGACAAAUAAAAUUAAUAAACUCCUUGGAUCACCUAAUCUCUUUAUGGUUGAGACUGUUGAUUCUGAAAAGCUUGCAGAUAAUCUGAAUAAACAGUGGUUAAAAUUAAGAAAAGAGGAGGAGAAGUUGAAAGUUAUGGUGCAAAUCAAUACCAGUGCUGAGGAAGCCAAAAAUGGAAUAGAGCCAGCACAAUCAACGAAAUUGGUUGAACAUGUUUUGAAGAGUUGCCUGAAUCUCGAAUUCAUUGGUCUCAUGACUAUUGGUCAAUAUGACUAUGAUACCUCAAAGGGUCCUAAUCCAGACUUCUUGACUCUUGCAAAGUGUCGCCAGGAGGUUUGUGAUAAUUUAAAACUGGAUAUCAACAAAGUGGAGUUGUCUAUGGGAAUGUCCAGUGAUUUUGAAAAUGCGAUUGAAUUAGGAGCCACAACUGUGAGAGUCGGGUCAAAUAUAUUUGGUGCACGUCCACAAAAAGCUAAAACUAACUAAUAAGGGUUUUUAACAUAAUUCAGAUUCAAAAAGAGGGUACCUAAUUUAAUCAUAGCAUUAAAAUUUGCAGAAAAUGGGUUUAAGUUUAUAAUUACUUUUUAAAGAAUGUAUAUAUUGCUUAGAUAGAUCAUGUAU
Molecule: messenger RNA, 1118 nt
Organism: Chilo suppressalis (striped riceborer)
Lineage: Eukaryota; Metazoa; Arthropoda; Insecta; Lepidoptera; Crambidae
Source: the annotation of a GenBank genome assembly